Drosophila persimilis is the source of this 2404-nucleotide messenger RNA. RefSeq names its product prolyl endopeptidase. Gene Ontology annotation, molecular function: serine-type endopeptidase activity; oligopeptidase activity. Gene Ontology annotation, biological process: proteolysis. The transcript has a single exon. Lineage: Eukaryota; Metazoa; Arthropoda; Insecta; Diptera; Drosophilidae. The record is from RefSeq and is a predicted model, not a curated record. Gene Ontology annotation, cellular component: cytosol. Bases 54 to 2255 code for a protein of 733 amino acids.
GAAAAAAUAAUUUACUUUUGGGAAAAUUGCGAGCUCAACAAAUAAUUUCAAUUAUGUCGCAGUCGCGAGUGUCGGUCAAUAUUCCCACGACCAUCAAUGCUUCUCCGGGGGCGGAGGAAGCGAAGCUGAAGAUGACAUAUCCCGUGGCCCGAAAGGAUGAAUCCGUGACUGAAACCAUGUACGGUACAAGCGUGAAGGAUGUCUACCGUUGGCUGGAGGAUCCCGAGGCACAGGAGACGCACAAGUUCAUCGAUGCCCAGAACGCCAUCAGUCAGCCGUUUCUGGAGAAGUGCGACGAGUGGAAGAAGAUCAAUACGAAGCUCACGAAGCUAUGGAACUAUCCGAAAUAUGGUGCCCCCAUGAAGAAUGGCAGCUAUUAUUAUUACUACAAGAACACGGGCCUGCAGAAUCAACAUGUCCUGAUGCAGCAAGAUUCCCUGAAGGAGGAGGGUAGAGUGUUCAUUGACCCGAAUCAACUGUCAGCCGAUGGCACCACCGCCAUGAGCCAGGCCACGUUCUCCGAUGAUGGUUCCUAUAUGGCCUAUGGCCUCAGCGAAAGCGGUUCCGAUUGGGAGAAGAUACUCAUACGCAGGGCCAAGGACUGCACGGACUUUGAAGACGUGCUCGAGAAGGUCAAGUUCUCGACGAUUGCCUGGACAUUGGACAACAAGGGUUUCUUCUAUGGCCGCUACCCAUGCCAGGAUGGAAAGACCGAUGGCUCCGAGACGAAGCAGAACGAGCAUCAAAAGCUAUACUACCAUCGCGUGGGAGAGUCCCAGGACAAGGAUACAAUGGUGGUGGAGUUCCCCGAACAACCGUCGUGGCGCACCAUCAGCGAGGUCUCCGAUUGCGGCAAGUAUCUGAUUCUAUUCGUCAGCUAUACAGUCCGCGACAAUACGCUCUACUAUGCGCACAUCAAGCCGGGAGAGGAAAUCUCUGGCCCGUUGGAGGUCCAUCCGAUUGUGGAUAAAUUCGAGGCCGACUACGAUUAUGUGGCAAGCGAAGGAUCCAAGAUGUACUUCAGAACCAAUAAGGAUGCCCCCAACUAUCGUUUGGUGAUGAUUGAUCUCGAAAAUCCCGAUGAAAAGAACUGGAAAACUGUGGUCCCCGAGCACUCGAAAGAUGUCAUGGAGUGGGCUCUGUGCGCCCAUCGUAAUAAGUUCGUGGUUUGCUACAUACGCGAUGUGAAGAGCGUGCUGCAAGCCUACGAAAUGGAAACGGGCAAGAUGGUGCAACACUUUGAUCUAGAUAUUGGUACGCUGGCUGGCAUCUCGGGGGAAAAGAAAUACUCCGAGAUCUUCUAUAGUUUCACAUCAUUUCUCACGCCCGGUCUCAUCUAUCGAUAUGACUUUGCAACGCCCGAGGAAAAGCCGGAGGUUAUUCGUGAAAUCAAACUGAAUCUGGAGGGAUUCUCGCGCGAUUCGUAUGCCGUUGAGCAGGUGUUCUACAAGAGCAAGGAUGACACCGAUAUACCCAUGUUUAUCGUCCGCAAGAAACGCGACACCAUUGAGCCGCGUCCUUGUCUUCUGUACGGCUAUGGGGGAUUCAAUCACAGUCUGAUGCCUUCCUUUGGCAUCACAGCCCUCACCUUCAUGGACGCCUUCGACGGGGUUGUGGCCUAUCCGAAUCUACGCGGCGGCGGCGAAUACGGCAUCAAGUGGCACAACGCUGGCCGGCUGCUCAACAAACAGAACGUCUUCGAUGACUUCCAGUCGGCAGCCGAGUACUUGACCUGCAACAAGUACACUUCCAAGGAUCGUCUGGCCAUCCAGGGUGCCUCGAAUGGUGGUCUCCUCGUUGGGGCAUGCAUCAAUCAGCGUCCCGAUCUGUUUGGUGCUGCUGUCGCCCAAGUGGGCGUCAUGGAUAUGCUGCGCUUCCACAAAUUCACCAUCGGCCAUUCCUGGUGCUCCGACUACGGCAAUCCCGAUGAGGAGUCGCACUUUGUGAAUCUCUUCAGCUACUCCCCCUUACACAAUGUGCACACCCCUCUGGAUAAAUCGCAGGAGUAUCCCUCUACUCUGAUCCUGACUGCCGAUCACGACGAUCGUGUGAGUCCCUUGCAUUCGCUGAAGUUUGCGGCUGCCCUCCAGGAGGCUGUACGUCAAUCGGAAAUCCAGAACAAUCCCAUACUUUUGCGUGUCUACACCAAGGCGGGACAUGGCGCUGGCAAGCCCACAACAAUGCGCAUCAAAGAGGCCACAGACAUACUGGCCUUUUACUUCAAGAGCUUAAAUAUGGAUUCUGUUAAUCUUUAAGCAGAAACACACACACAAACCCUACACAAAUACAGCAGCAGAAGUUCUCAGAAACACACACACACACACAGAACAUGAACAGAACACGUACAGAAAAUACAAAUAAAAUUAAAAUUAUUGUUACCAAUUAAAUAGUUAUGAAGAACAUA